CCUGCACGGCGCGCGAGGUUCUCGGCUGCGAGCAAGCCAGGCAGAACCGCGUCGCGAUGGCGGGGAAGGUGGAGCAGAUGCAGAGGGACUUCCUGCACAAUAUCCUGUGCAAAAGUAUCGUACUCGUAGUAAUUGCAGUCAUGCAUUACAAAUCUUUUUCUUAAGCUAAAUCCGCAUUACAAAUUUCAUUUCUCAUGCUGAAGAAAUUUGUAAUGCAUUUAUACGAGUGCGAUACUUGUUUUGCAAUUCAUGCACAAGCUCUCCAUGCAGUUCGCGGGCGCGUAUGGCGAAUUGAAGAAGGAACUCCGGGAGCGGGAAAUCGACCGGUUGAUCAAAACCAGGAAAAGGUGGAGCAAAAGUCGAAAGUUGCUGAAGGUGGUGAGGAAAACGCUAAGCGCGGCGAAGGCAGUGGAACAGACCCAGACGGCGGCAGAGAAUAAGGCUUUGCGGGAGGAAAAGGAGAAAACGCAAGCGGAAGAUGGCGUUCCCUUUUUGGACGCACCGCCGGCAAGAGGGGCAGCAGGAGCAGGAGCUCCUGGUGGGGCGGAUAUUACGACCACUGCCACUGAUGUCGUUGAGCAAGCUGCUGCAGUUGAGGGAGCGGAAGCUGCUGCAACUACAACUACUGCUACGACUACUGCUGUUGAUGCAGAAGGGCCGGGUGCAGCUGCAAACGCGUCAUCUGAGCAGGCCGCGCCUGUAGAAGCAGCAGCUACAGAGGAAACUGCAAAUAAACCUGCGACUACAACUGUUGAAUCUGAAGCCGCAGCGCCUGCUCCUGCAGCAGAAGACGACGCACAACAAGCAGCCGCACCUGCAGUUCUUCCGGAAGAGGCCGCAGAGGCGGG
Messenger RNA from Amoebophrya sp. A120, 848 nucleotides. NCBI's taxonomy places the organism in Eukaryota, Dinophyceae, Syndiniales, Amoebophryaceae. The record is from the annotation of a GenBank genome assembly.